GAGCAAACUCCUGCCCCUGCGCACAGACAUCCCUCCAGAGGAUUUGCAAAUUCAUCACUACUGCUUGGGUUUUUUAUUUUCUGUUUUUUUUUUUCCCUUUCCUUAAGAAACUCCUGCUGAAAAUGUGUUUGUAUUUGCUGCUAAAUUGCCUCUGCUUGGGAAGUGCAAGGAAGAAAUGGAGAGAAACAGGAGUGUGCCUCCUGUUGGCAGAGUGACAGAACCGCCCUUUGUCCCCCUCCAAAGGGAAGAAGAAGGGAGUUCCUCUCAUCCAUUCGGUGAAAAGCCACCUCACAGGACCUCGGGGACUUCACCUCAAACUUAAGGGUAGCUAAUAGGACAGGAGCCAAAAAGUCCCACCUGGGCAAUUUAGCAGAAAAAGAAGAGAACAAAGAAAGGAAUGGCUUUUGUGAGGUGUUUCACCAGGAGCGAGAUCUCUCGCACCUGGCUCGGUGUUUCCUGUUUGUUAUUUUGCCUUUUGUUAAACCUUUUCGUUUCCAGCACUGCAGCAGAAGCCAUCCUGCUGAUCUUUGUGCCUCCAAAGGUGGCUGAGCUCUCUCGGGUGACCAACGUGGACGACGAGGGCCGCGAGCUGGGCUCGGGGGUGAUGGAGCUGACGCAGCGGGAGCUGGUGCUGCACACGCGCAAGCGCGACGCCGUGCGGUGGCCGUACCUGAGCCUGCGGCGCUACGGCUUCGACGCCAACCUCUUCUCCUUCGAGAGCGGCCGCCGCUGCCACACCGGCCAGGGGAUUUUUGCCUUCAAGUGCUCCCGAGCAGAGGAGAUCUUCAACCUGCUGCAGGACCUGAUGCAGUGCAACAGCAUCAACGUGGUGGAGGAGCCCGUGGUGGUCACCAGGAACAGCCACCCCUCGGACAGGGAGCUGGCCCCCAGCCCCCAGGGCCCCACCAGUCUGGGCUACACUGGACUUCCCAAUGGAUUUCACAGCUUCCCUGGAGACUCCCUGUCCUACUCUGCAGCCCAGCACCCCUCAGUGAGCAGCCUGAGACAUUCCUCUGUGGGGGAAGACUCUACCCACCCCCUCCUGGGGCCCGAGGAGCAGUCCCACACCUACGUCAACACGGCCACCGGGGAGCCGGAGCCGAGGGGCCGCCACUGUAUGCACUCCUUGCCUGAAGCCCACCCUCCUUUCCCCCCUAGGAACCACAGCUGCUCCCUGGAAGACCGAAACCCCCAGGUCUUCCUGCAGCCAGGGGAGGUGAAAUUCGUGCUGGCUCCCACCUCCGGCUACCGCCGGCUGUGCCGGCACCCCCGGGAAUGCCGGCCUCACCUCUGCCCCGCCAACAACAACAACAACGAGUGCCAGGAGGGGUGCCCGUCCCCACAGUGCGUCUACGAGAACCUCAACGGGCUGGUGGCCCCCAGCGCCUCGUCCCUGUGCCGGCCUGGCCGCUCCAAGGCCUCCCGGGAGGACGGGAGCUGCUCCCAGCGCCGCUCGGCGCUGCUGCACUACGAGAACCUGCCGGCGCUGCCGCCGCUCUGGGAGCUGCAGCCGGCCCGGCACGGGGACGAGGACGCUGGCACGGCGCCCACGCCGUCCCCAAACGGCUUCUCCGAGGCGGGCGAGGAGGAGCCCCUGCAGAGUUCCGUGCGCUCGGAGCCGCGCCGCGCUUUCCUGCCCAGGCCCCGGCGCAGCCGCCUGCCCAACGUCUUCAGCUUCGACUUCCCCCGGCCCUGCCCGGAGCCUCCACGGCAGCUCAACUACAUCCAGGUGGAGCUGGAGCCUGAGCCCUGCAAGGGACAGCAGGACGCGAGGGUGGCACCCCCUGCCAGCCCCGGUGCCCGCCGCACCGACUCGUACGCCGUGAUCGACCUCAAGAAGACGGCGGCCAUGUCCAGCCUGCAGCGGGCCCUGCCCAGGGACAAUGGCACCUCGAGGAAAACUCGGCACAACAGCACUGACCUGCCCCUGUGAGGGCCCCAAGUGCCAGCCCCGUUGUCGUGGCUUUGGUGGCUGCCCCUCGCCGUGUCCUGCCCCCCUGAGCGUGGCUCCCACGCGCCAUCGCCCUCCCUGUUCGCCAUGCCCCUGCAGGGCCCGGCCUGGCUCCUGCAGCUGCUGCUGUCGAGGCUCGUCUGUCCGUCCGUCUGUCCGUCCUCCCCUCUCCGUGUUGCUCGUUUUUCAAGCCUUGUGGGAUGUUUGGUGACUCUUGAGGGUUGAGUUGCGGGCGGGAGGGAGGUGGCACGGCCUGGGGCGGGGCAGGGCAGAGCCAGCUGGGCAGUGCCUGGGGCAGAGCUCCCUAAACGGAGCUGCUCCGGGAGCUCUGUGCAGAUGGAGCCCGUUGCCCGUGGGUUCCACACCUCCAGGAGAGCUCUGUGGUGAGGCCACUCCAGAGCUGGGGUUUGCCUUGUGGUGCCGGUGGUGCCUGGCGAGGCGGGAGCUCGCGCCGUGGCCUUUCCCCCCUCGGCUCACUGUUUGUUCCUGAAGCUUUUUAUCCUUCUGUCCCUGUCUCAGAUCCAGUUUCAAUUGGGCAGCUGCAAUGAAGCCAGGAGGACACAGAGCCAUGGGCACACACUGUGAUCACAGAAACCUGAUUGCCUAAAUCCUUAAAUUCCCUCCCCUGCUUUAGAAGAGGAGGGAAAGGCCACAACCAUGAGGGAGAGUGGAAGUUUGGUCUAGAAAACUUCACUUGUGCCAUACCCUGCUUUGGUUUUUUUUUUUUUUGUUUUUUAUGAAGGUUCUAUUUGGCAGCUGCUGAGAAGUGCUGUGGGUUUAUUUAUUUGUUUACUUAUUUAUUUAUGAACUGCUCCUUUGCAUCCCAGUUUGCUGCCAAACCGGUGCCAGUCUGCAGCCUGCGCUCGCCGGGGCUCGCUCCUGCCUGGGGGGACAGGUCCCCAAACAGCUUGGUGGCUUUGCUGAGCCACCAGCUGGGGGGAAAAAACACUGUGGAGAGGAGCAGCUGGGAAUGAAGAAUGGAUGAACUGGGGGCUGACUGCACGGGUGGGUGGGAAAUGGAAUGGGAGCCGUGGGAGUGGGAGCGGAGCCGCCGGGCAGCCGAGCUUGGAGCGGCAUCAAAGCCGCUGCUACGCCCACGUGCCUGCCUGGGGCUGGCGGCAGCCUCGGCGCGGUGUCAGGAGUGAAUGUGCAGUUUGUUCCCUCAACUACAGCCCUGGAAGGACUCAAAUUCCGGGUACAUUCGUGGCCUUUUGCUGUGGAUUUUUGUCUCGAUGCCGGGGCGGCGCUGAGCUGCCCCGGGAUGUCCCCUCGUCCCUCCCCGUGGGACACGCGGCACCUCAGCCUUUCCCUGGAGUUCUGUGCCUGUUCCGAUGGAGAGCAGUGCUCUGGGGUGCUCUGGGGUGUUCUGGGAUUCUCUGGGAUUCUCUGGGAUGCUCUGGGGUGCUCUGGGGUGCUCUGGGAUUCUCUGGGAUGUUCUGGGGUGCUCUGGGAUGCUCUGGGAUCCUCUGG
Messenger RNA from Motacilla alba alba, 3421 nucleotides. RefSeq names its product fibroblast growth factor receptor substrate 3 (gene FRS3). Gene Ontology annotation, cellular component: cytoplasm. The record is from RefSeq and is a predicted model, not a curated record. Gene Ontology annotation, biological process: cell surface receptor protein tyrosine kinase signaling pathway. Lineage: Eukaryota; Metazoa; Chordata; Aves; Passeriformes; Motacillidae. The transcript is spliced from 5 exons. Bases 398 to 1933 code for a protein of 511 amino acids.